GUGAAAGUCAGUUCAAACCUUCCUGCAGCCUUGUGCUUUAUUCAAAGGGAGAAGAGGGGCUGCAAGUCAGACAGUGGACACAUUCACAGCUGAAUAUUGUGAAUAAAGACGAUUAUUAUGGCUUCGUUUCAAAAGUUGCCACAGCCUGGUGAUUUGAUUGAGAUAAAUCGGGGGAAGAUUCAACACUGGGGAGUGUACAUUGGAGACAAUGCCAUCGUCCACCUCACAACUGAUGCAGAAAAAAACGGCUUGUCAACCAAUGGCAUAGUGAGGAUGGAUAAGAUGAGUGAGGUAGUGGGGACAGAUGAGUGCCGUGUCAAUAAUCUGCUUGAUGACACUUACAAACCGAGGAGCCCUGAUGCCAUUGUGAGUGAUGCCAAAAGACAGGUGGGACAGAAGCCGACAUACAACCUCCUUCAUCGGAACUGUGAGCAUUUUGUCACAGACCUGAGAUAUGGGAAAUCUAUCUCACGACAGGUCCAAAGGGCAAUAAAGGCAGUAGGAGAAGCAGUGAAAGCGUCUCCAGUCCUUGUUUCUGUUGGACUCCUUGCUUCUACUGCAGUCUGUGCUUCUACUGGAGGCCUUUCUUCUGCUGGAGGCCUUGCUUCAGCUGGAGUCCUUGCUUCUAGCUCUCACUGGAAGCAAGAGCCUUUAAAUUGACUUCUGCUUGUGUUGCCAUCCACUGACCUAUUCAACAGCUCCAGAAAUGGCAGUCCUUCACAUUUAGUUGAUGACUUCAGAUGUCCUCAAGCAAAUGGCAGGCAGCUAAGACAAUAAAUAUAGAAUCCUAUUAAAAAACAAAAAUAUUAUGCCCCUUCUGGGGUGUAAGUAUAACACAGUGGAAAUGGGAUAUUUGUUUAUUUGCUAUGAAUUAAAAAAGCUGGAUGAACAUCC
Molecule: messenger RNA, 894 nt
Organism: Conger conger (European conger)
Lineage: Eukaryota; Metazoa; Chordata; Actinopteri; Anguilliformes; Congridae
Product: phospholipase A and acyltransferase 4-like
Exons: 4
Coding region: 118-660 (180 amino acids)
Biological process (GO): N-acylphosphatidylethanolamine metabolic process
Cellular component (GO): cytoplasm
Molecular function (GO): glycerophospholipid phospholipase A1 activity; A2-type glycerophospholipase activity
Source: RefSeq, a predicted model, not a curated record